This is a messenger RNA of Podospora bellae-mahoneyi, 2608 nucleotides long. RefSeq lists its product as uncharacterized. The record is from RefSeq and is a predicted model, not a curated record. The transcript is spliced from 6 exons. Lineage: Eukaryota; Fungi; Ascomycota; Sordariomycetes; Sordariales; Podosporaceae. The coding region runs from base 848 to 2608 and encodes 586 amino acids.
CUAGAGAGGAGCAUACAGCAGCUUAGGCCGGCGCUCACUAUUUUAUGUAAAUUAUGCAACAUGUCCUCGAAAUACGAAUUGAAGACUACGGGACUUGAUUUGAUACCGUUAACGAAGCCCAACCCGUUUGAAACGCAUUGUCGGGGCAAGACGACCCAAGACGACCCAGGACAGGCGAGCUCGUUGCGCGACAGUUGGAUCAUAUCGAUCGAACAAGACGUUGAGUUGCAGCUGGCAGCGACAUCACUGUUGCCCUGCCGCACCUCGCUCGCCGGCGGUGUGCUCGUCACAUUCAGUUAUUCACGCUUUUCUGCUUCUGAACUUCUUCUCGAGGUCUAGACGUUCUGAAUUUUUCAUAGCGCGGGAAUGCUGAGACGGGCAUAGGCGGCGCGGACGGCCGGAUGGCCAGCCCCGCCUGAACUUCCGCCGCUUUCUCGUCGACAUCCACAGCACCAACGCGCCAGCCACACCCCGCUGAUGCCAUUGCGCGUUUGAUUCCGACUCAGUCUAGCCCGAAGCAGGAUAUGAGCUCCUGCUUUGUUUCCAAGUUGAUAAUGGAGGGUGAUGCUCAAGUUUAUAUUUAGGGAAUUGAGCUUAUCCAUCCCAUCUCCAAAGCCCGAACCCACCGAGCUGAGCUCACCGGCAAACAGGGGUUUUUGUUUUCCUGUCUUGCUCUCUGCGAGCUUCUGCCCCGCACUUGGUUCCCUCUUCUUCCAAGACUUUUGGAAUAUCUCGCCCAUUGAUACCCUCUACCUUAAACUCAUCUUACACCUAACUACCGUUGUUAUUUUCUGCGACUUUAAACUACUACAAAGCAUCAUAGCGAUAAAGCAAUUCAUAUUCAGCCAUGGCUUACUCAAGGGAGUACCCGACCAUCUUGCUCGGGGUCAUCCUCCUGUUUUGGUUUGUGAAGCCCACCCUCGCCUUCGGCGCUGGUAACAUUGCCGGGAUUUCUAGCAUCGAGGGCCAGAACUGGCGCCACGGUGACAUCGAAGAUGCCCUCCUCAAAGUCAUGAUGGCCCGCGCCGUCGGCGGCAAGAGAUUCGACAAGUUGAUGGUCUCCCGCGUCUACUUUGGCAACUGGCUCCGCGACUACUCCCAAGCCAUCGACGUCGGCACCGUCAAGAGCGUCUCUGCCGAGGCCAUCAGGCUCCUUCUCUGCGUGCUCGGCUUCAUUACUUUCGGCUACGGCAGCAAGGAGUUCGAGGUGACGGCCGACCGUCUGGGGUGCUACCGUCCCGAGGACCACAUCGACAACCCAAAGGACUAUGCCGAGAACGAGGACGCCAGGCAGUACCACCGCGCUCUUCGCGGCCCGGUCAACGAGGAGGUCGAGCUGGCGAUCGAUCCCGAGACGGGCAUGAAGAACUACAUUGCUAAUGAGAACAUCGGGAUCAUGACGUCGGCUGCGCACUGCAGGAAGCUGUUCACGGAUGCGAUUGAGCUUGGGAGGAGGUAUGGGAGGAGUGGGAACAAGGAUGAUUUGUAUGAGUGCCUGAGGUUGAUCGGGACUGGGUUGCACUAUUACUUCGCCCACAGCAACUACAUUGAACUCGCCCUCAUCGAAAUGGGCGAGCAAGACGUCUUCCCCCACGUGGGCCGCAACACAAAGAUCUCCCUCGAGGGCGCCAACGACGAAGUCUACCCCAUCGUCACCGGCACCUUUGGCGGCGUCGACUUCUUGCACUCGGUCACGGGCGAGGUCUCGGACAAGCUCAUCCAGAGUGAAAUCCAAGACCUGGAAAACACGCUCGAGCAGUCCAAAAACUCGGACCUGUCCUACCUCCGCGAGCUCCUCGACAAGAUCCCCGACGGGCUCAUCGGCAGCGACAAGAAGAACAAGGUCAACGAGAUCCAGGACAAUGCCAACGCCGCCCAGAUGGAGCAGACGAGCAUCUCGCCCAAGGAGACGGAGGAGUUUACCCGCCAGGUCCAGGACAUCUUCCGACAGAUCAUGCCCGCGAUCGAGUACCACGACGACUUGCUCAAGAGCAUCUCGGAGGCGGUGUCUAGGAUUCCGAUUCUCCCCAAGAUUAUCGAGCAGCUCGAGGAGCAGCUCUCGUUGUUUGUGUUUCAGGUCAUCGCCCCGUUUGUGAUUCCGGUUAUCGAGCAGAUCAAGAACGAGCUCGCGACGGGCGCGACGGAGAUUAUCGAGUCGAGCAAGAACGAGCAGCACAUUGUUUUCGAGGACGAUGACGCUUCUGAUCCUACGCACUCGAUGCUGUCGAAGGAUCAUUUUACGAACAUUCUCAACGAGGUUGCUGGGCGGGCGGCGUCGAAGGUUGUUUCCUGGUCUGUGCCGCAGCUCAUGGAGGCUAUCGAUGACGAGGGGGUGGAUGUUGAUCGGGUACUCAACAAGAUUAUCUAUGGUGUGCUCCACCACCCUGCGCAGCGGAACAUGGGACCUGACGGGGCUGAUGAGGGCCGGAGGCUGAUUUAUGGGAUUGUGGAGGAGUGGUGGAAUGAUAUGGGGCGGGGUCAGCAGGAGGAUUAUAGGCGGAAGCUGAGCAGGGAGGGGGUGGAGAAUGGGGAGAAUCAUAGGGAGGGGGAGAAGGAUUGCGGGCAUGGGUGUGGGGGGCGGGUUGAAGGUGAAGAAGAAUUAUGCUAA